Messenger RNA from Botrytis deweyae, 1311 nucleotides. RefSeq lists its product as uncharacterized. Bases 1 to 1311 code for a protein of 436 amino acids. NCBI's taxonomy places the organism in Eukaryota, Fungi, Ascomycota, Leotiomycetes, Helotiales, Sclerotiniaceae. The record is from RefSeq and is a predicted model, not a curated record. The transcript has 3 exons. Gene Ontology annotation, molecular function: protein binding.
AUGACUUCAGGCAAAGUAGGCGGUCCACACCGGGCAGAUGAUCCCCAAGUCCAGGUUGAUCAGAGUGUUAUUCUGUCUGAAAUAGCAACUUUGGAACUCAAUGAUGCAGCAGAUCAAUCGGCUGAGAAGCGUAAAGCUGAACGUAAUCGACGAAAGAAAUUGAAUGCUAGGAAGAACAAGGCUGAGAAAGCCCGACAAGAAUUCGAAGAACGAGAAUUGUUGGGAAGCGCGAGUCAAGACACUAAAAUUCCAUCAUCAGUUGGAAGUGGAAAGGUCUCAAAGUCUCUUGCAAGUGAUUGCUUCGAUGGCAGCAGUAGCAUUGAUUGUGUUGUUGGAAGCCCCGUUCUGGCACAGGAAAAGACCGAAGUAUACUUCUCAAACGCCAUGUUCGAAAUCAAGGCAACCCCCGGAAAAGGUCUUGGGGUUUUCGCCGCACAAGAUAUCAAAAAAGAAACAGAGGUUUUGAGGGAAGCUCCUUUGAUGAAAUGUGGUCUGAACUGGCUCCUAAAAGAGGCCUUUUUCAUGUCCCUCAAUGAGGAGAAGAAGAAUGUUUUGAAGUCUCUUCAUAGUCAUUGUAGCUGCAACGAGAACCCAUGCCGAGAAACAACACUCAUGAAGAUUUACGAUGUCAAUAGCUUCGAUAUCAUCAAUGACAAACCGGAACGCACAAACUACAUUUACCACUUUGCAUCACGCAUUAACCACGAGUGUCUCCCUAACAUGGCUCGAGGAAACACUAAGAAUGGAGAAUUGGUCUUUACUACUGUACGGGACAUCAAGCGGGGCGAGGAAUUGACUACCUUCUACCAAGUACCUUUUGGCACCACCCUCGCUCGCCGAAAGAUCUUAUUAUCUAAAUACGGAUUUACAUGUAUGUGUAAGGCCUGCAUAAACAACAAAGUCCUCAACAAUUAUGGCGAGACUUUGAAAUAUGCUCCUUGGAUUAUCGCCAAAGAAAGUGGUUCUGAGAUUCUCAAUAAACCAACUUUGGAGGAGAUGCAAACCGCGAAGGAAGUCGAAAGCUGGUACGAGAGUGUCUCCCAGGCAGCAGAAAAGGCCGUAAAAUGUAUGACGAUUGCUAUCGGCAGUGACCUUCUGCAAAGCCAAAGCACCCAGGAACGACGACACCUUAUUGUUGAAAAUACACUGCAGGUAUUUGACGAUUUUCUGCGAAAGAACAACCCCUAUGGAUUGAGCGAUGAGGUUAUUUCUGCCUACCGAUACCGAGCAAGUAUUUUAACUUUUAGAGCUGCAAAGCAAGUUUUCAACAGCAUUGUGAGGGGGGUGGGAAUUUCUGUGGAAGAAUUCUGA